ACAGGUCCUUAAAACAGAAGCACGGCCACUCCCCUUUCCUGAGCUCCACGAGGCUGACAUUUAGGGGAAGCCCAAGCUUUAAAAGUUUCAUUUCAUCUGCAAAGAACCUUGCGUCAACACCUUACCUGUCUCUCACCAGCAAACACACAGCAGCUGGACACACCAGCCCACUAGUUACGGAUAUCAUCGACCUGUAAGCAUCACAGCAUCUAGUGUUUGUGGAUCCUACUGUACGUGGAUCAGGAUGACAGCCUCAAAGUCUUCGCAGACUACCCGCAAUAUUGUGAUCGCCAUCCUCGCCAUCUGGUCCAUCAUCUCUAUUAUCAUCAUUGCGGUGUGGGCAACCUCGGCGGACAUGAAAAGUGCCAGCAAGUGUCGUGCAGAGCUAAAGGAACUCCAAGAGAAGCACGAGGGGGCGAAAGUUGUGUGGACCAAAGACAGAAAGGCUCUUGAAGACCUGGUGAGGCAGGGAUGGAAAAAUCAGAGUGUCUUACAGAAGCAAAUCGAACAGCAAAAGGAGCAGAUGAGAUUUCUCAACCUGUCCCUCGAGGCCAGCCAGCAAGAAAAUAUCAUUCUGAACGGUAACAUCACGGAUUUGAAGGGCAAGAUUGAAGCAUACACAGUAAUGGUGGGAAACCUCAGUGCUGAAAUCAGCCUUCAGAAAGACCAUAUUGAAGGCCUUGAGCAUAACCUGACCCUGAAGGCCCAAGAAUUGGACUCGUGCGCGGCUUUACAAACCGCUGCCGCACAGCUCCAAAACGCUGCGGAGAAACAGCACAAGGCCUGUGAGACGUCCAAGCAGUUUUUACAGAAGCAACUGGCGAAGUGCAAAAACACAGAUGUCCUUGAGGAGACAGCACAUCAUGUUGAAGUCAAUCCAGACAAUGGAGUCAAGAGUAUCACUGCAAGUAGCGUUACAUUGGCCAUGAUCCUUUGCUUAAGUCUGCUUCUGGUACCAUAGAUGAUAGGAAGACUGGAUGAUGGAGUAUCUGGGUACACGUUUCAGCGCAACACUGUUCUGAGGAUGCCUGCAAGGUGCACUUGUAACCCUGGACUUGAAGCACAUUUUAUUCUACAUUUGAAAUAAAGAGCACUGAAGUCAAUUCGAUGAGUAUAUUCAGUGUCGGUCAAGUUAGUUUCAUCGCAAAGGGUUUUUGCAGCAUUAAAUAAUGUUAGCUGGGUGAGAUCGGGAAGCUAGAUUCACGUCAACAAAUAUAUAUGCUGUACAUUGGUGUUCACUUUUAAUGUUUUUUUUUCUUUAUGAAAAUAUAUCGAUGUUUAACUUCUAGACGUUUGAGAAUUGAAAGACCUAUUUAUCGGAAUAACCAGGAUAAAAUAGCAAAAAUGCAUUAAUGUAAAUUAAUUUGUUUUACCACUGUCAAAAAAAAUCAUAAAAGCUAUUUUUAGAUAAAGUGACAACUAUAAUUAUAAUAGAUAAUAUACUUCUGAGGAAUUGUUUACCUUUGUUUACAGUAAUAACAAUAACAGAUUUAUUUGAUAAAAACUGUACUUCUUCUCACUGUGGUAAUUUUGAGGAGAGACAUUAGAGACGCACCAAAGCAUUAUGUUAUGACCGAUACAGUAUAGGCCUACUGCCAUUUGUCUGGAUGCACAAUAAACCAGUUAAUGGAGACGUAGAAAUAGACUUUUUAGGAGGAAUGUUUGUCACAAUUUAUCUCAUUGUUUCCCAAUCCAAAUCAAUUCAUCACUUAAGACUGUCACCUGAAAUAGGUGUGUCAUAGACUAAACCAGCAUGGGCUACACUGAGACAGAAUAAAUUGUUAAUUGUGUGUUUAGUUAUUAAAUUUAUUUUAUGCUUGCUAGUAAAGAAAACUGAACUGUUUUAGUCUAGUCAAAUGAUCCAGCUGACUCUAUGCAGCGUUACACAAAAACGUUCAUUAGUCUACUGAAAUGAAGUCUUUGUCUUUGUGAGUGUACAUGUUUAAAAAAAUAAAAACGUCUGACAACA
Molecule: messenger RNA, 1969 nt
Organism: Triplophysa dalaica
Lineage: Eukaryota; Metazoa; Chordata; Actinopteri; Cypriniformes; Nemacheilidae
Exons: 5
Coding region: 245-961 (238 amino acids)
Source: RefSeq, a predicted model, not a curated record